AGAAGGUGUGAUGGGGUUUUCAGGUUGCGGUGGUUCAAUUGCAAUGGAGCUUCUGGCUUGAGGAGAGGUAUGGUUCUCGAAUCUGGUAAUGGUGGCGGAAGAUCUCUGCUUCAGGAGUUGGUGGUGGCGGUGUCUUUAGGUUGUGGCUCUUCUGCAGCGGUUGAUAGGUUAUGGCUCUAUCGGGUUUUGGCUGCCGGUGGUUGCGAGUUAUUGUUGGUGGGCUUUGUUGGUUCUGUCUAUGGAAUAGCUUGGGUCAUGGUUUUGCUCUCUGUUAUCUCAUGAAAGCUCCGGGGAUUGGUCGUGUUGGCUAGGAUUUGGAUAGCUUUCGUUUUAUCCCAUCUUUGUUCGUUGAAUCUUUUAAGCUUGUCUCCUUCCACCGCCUCUAGCUUAGACUAAUAAAUAGGUUUUCUCUCG
Messenger RNA from Arabidopsis arenosa, 414 nucleotides. NCBI's taxonomy places the organism in Eukaryota, Viridiplantae, Streptophyta, Magnoliopsida, Brassicales, Brassicaceae. The record is from the annotation of a GenBank genome assembly.